Messenger RNA from Castor canadensis (American beaver), 1143 nucleotides. NCBI's taxonomy places the organism in Eukaryota, Metazoa, Chordata, Mammalia, Rodentia, Castoridae. The record is from RefSeq and is a predicted model, not a curated record.
AUGGGUGUCUACCGCAUCCUCUCCACCGGGGUUUCCUUGUACGCGGGCUCCAACAAUCUGGUGCAGCUGUGGCUGGUCGGCCAGCAUGGGGAGGCGGCGCUCGGGGCGCUGCUACGACCCUCCCGGGACAAGGUGGAGGAAUUCACGGUGGAUGUGUCAGAGUACCUUGGGCCACUGCUGUUUGUCAAACUGCAAAAAUGGCACUAGGAUGAUGCCUGGUUCUGCAACUGGAUCUCUGUGCAGGGCCCUGGGAAUGGAGGGGCCGAGUACAGGUUCCCUUGUUACUGCUGGGUGCAGGGCAAAGGCAUCCUGAGCCUUCCUGAAGGCACUGGAUGCACGGUGGUUGAGGACACUCAAGGAUUGUUCAAGAAACACAGGGAAGAGGAGCUGAAGGAGAGAAAGAAGCUAUACUGGUGGGGUAAUUGGAAGGAUGGCUAUCUGAAUGUAGCUGGGUCAAUUUAUCUGACCCCUGUAGAUGAGCGAUUUCUGGAGGACAAGCAAAUUAACUUCGACACUUCAUUGAUUGUGGGGCUGGCAAACUUUGCUGUGAAAAUACCUAUAAAUAUUAUGAGUUGAUGGAAUGAUCCUGAUGACUUCAAGUGCAUUUUCAAGUGUGGCCACAGCAAGCUGGCUGAGAGGGUUUGGGACUCCUGGAAGGAGGACCCAUUUUUUGGGUACCAGUUUCUGAAUGGCGCCAACCCCAUGCUACUGAGACACUCUGCUUGCCUCCCUGCUCACCUAGUGUUCCCUCCAGGGAUGGAGGAGCUGCAGGCCCAGCUGGAAAAGGAGCUCCAGGGAGGCACACUGUUUGAAGCUGACUUCUCCCUGCUGGAUGGGAUCAAGGCCAAUGUCAUCCUUUUUAGGCAGCAGUACCUGGCUGCCCCUCUGGUCAUGCUGAAACUGCAAUCUGAUGGGCACCUUCUACCCAUGGCCAUCCAGGUGAGAGGUCCUAGGAUUUCUCCAUCCCCCCCACCAAUUUUCCUGCCCACAGACCCCCAAUAGUCUGGCCUGGCCAAAUGCUGGGUCCACAGUGCUGACUUUCAGCUCCACGAGCUGCAGUCUCAUCUUCUGAGAGGCUUGAUGGCUGAGGUCCUUGCUGUGGCCACCAAGAGGUGUCUUCCAUCUGUACAUCCAAGUCUAUAA